Molecule: messenger RNA, 1496 nt
Organism: Frieseomelitta varia
Lineage: Eukaryota; Metazoa; Arthropoda; Insecta; Hymenoptera; Apidae
Gene: colt
Product: mitochondrial carnitine/acylcarnitine carrier protein
Exons: 6
Coding region: 461-1237 (258 amino acids)
Biological process (GO): carnitine transmembrane transport; mitochondrial transport
Cellular component (GO): mitochondrial envelope
Molecular function (GO): O-acyl-L-carnitine transmembrane transporter activity
Source: RefSeq, a predicted model, not a curated record
AAUUAUGUAAAAGUUAGUAAUUAUGUAGAAAAAGAAGUUCGCCAUUUGGUCGAAAAUAAAAGUCAAUAGUCACUUUAAUGAGUAUAGCCAUUGCUAUAAACAUAAUCGUUGCUCGUUCAGUGGUAAUUGACGAAUUUUCAUGGCCAGCGUGUGAUAACGUUCUGACUUUACACUGAACAAGGUUUGUGAUCGAACCUGAUAGUUUUUAGGUCGUUUUAGAAGACUGACCUCCACGCUUGAUUAAAGCUUGUUACUGAAAUGUCUGAGAAGGAAAUAAGCCUUGUCAAAUACUUCCUGAGCGGAGGAUUUGGAGGGAUAUGCACCAUCGUGGUGGGUCACCCCCUAGACACAAUAAAACUGUACCUUAUCUAAUUAUAAGUAGGAUUAUGAAGUCCUGCUGUUUUUCUCUGUGAAGAGGACUGGCCCUAUUAAUGGACAAUGUUAGGUCCGUCUUCAAACCAUGCCUGUACCAGGUCCGAAUGGAACAGUGUUAUAUAAUGGAACAAUUGAUUGUGCUAGGAAAACAAUCACAAAGGAAGGAGUGCGUGGAUUAUAUAAGGGUAUGGGUGCCCCUUUAUGCGGCGUAGCUCCAGUAUUUGCCAUAAGCUUUUAUGGAUUUGGACUUGGCAAGCAGUUAGUAAGAACGUCUGACAAUGAGGAAUUAUCUCCUUUGCAACUAUUUUAUGCUGGUGCAUUUAGUGGCAUCUUUACAACUAUUAUAAUGACACCUGGUGAAAGAAUAAAGUGUCUUUUGCAAAUACAACAGGGCGAUGCAAAGCCCAAAUAUAAAGGCCCUAUCGACUGUGCGAAGCAACUUUAUAAGAACGGAGGAAUUAGAAAUAUUUAUAAAGGUACCUGUGCUACUCUUCUGAGAGAUGUUCCUGCUAGUGGGAUGUAUUUUAUGACGUAUGAAUGCUUAAAAAAGUGGAUGACCCCCGAAGGUAACAAAGUAGGAAUAUUACAAACAAUUAUUGCUGGUGGUUUCGCUGGUAUAGCAAACUGGAUUGUUGGAAUGCCACCUGAUGUAUUGAAAAGUCGUUUACAAAGUGCUCCAGAUGGCACAUUCAAAAACGGGAUUCGCGAUGUCUUUGUAAUCCUGAUGAAAGAAGAGGGGCCAAGGGCAUUGUAUAAAGGAUGUGUACCGGUGAUGCUUCGCGCGUUUCCAGCAAACGCAGCAUGCUUUCUUGGAUUUGAAGUUGCUAUAAAGUUCUUGAAUUGGGUAUUGCCUAAUAUGUAAUGCAAAGUUUUAUAAGAGAUCUGCAGAUAACCACCAGUUACAUGUUGAAUCGAUAGUAUAUCCAUAAAGUAUCCUAUCUUAAUUAAAGAUACAAGUGAUAUAUAGUCAUAUAUUUUUGUAUAAUAGCACUCAUGUUGGUGGUUUUAUAAUGAAUUUUCAACGAACUAUUAUCCCACUUUAUUUUUGUCAGUGAUGGUGUUGUAUAAGUAGUUCUUUAAGCACGUCAUAUAUACAGUUGUUUUUAUAGUUUGUAUACAAU